Messenger RNA from Penicillium pulvis, 525 nucleotides. Its product is annotated as YqaE/Pmp3 family membrane protein. The record is from RefSeq and is a predicted model, not a curated record. Bases 131 to 304 code for a protein of 57 amino acids. Gene Ontology annotation, cellular component: membrane. The transcript has 3 exons. NCBI's taxonomy places the organism in Eukaryota, Fungi, Ascomycota, Eurotiomycetes, Eurotiales, Aspergillaceae.
UCAAUGAUGUAAUAGAUGAAGCUCUCUUGUUCCCGUUCCGUUUUCCAGUUUAAAAGAGCUCCGCAUUUCCUCUUCCCUUCGGAUUCUCUUCCUCAUACUCAAUCCUUCGUGAUACUCACAUCCCAUCAACAUGCCUUUCACCGCUUCUGAUAUCUGCAAGAUCAUCUUCGCCAUCAUCCUGCCCCCUCUGGGAGUCUUCCUGGAGCGCGGAUGUGGUGCUGACUUCCUGAUCAACAUCCUACUGACCAUCCUUGGUUGGUUGCCUGGUGUUAUCCACGCCUUCUACAUCAUAUUCAAAUAUUAAUCACGCUGAAAUGACAACCCAUGGCGCCCUGCCUCGACCCAUGCCUUUCCGAGCAAUAUUCAACGAGAAUAUAAUUCGUUAUCCGCUGUGUUGCAUUCCACUAGCCAUUCCUAGCUCCCCUGGAAAUGCGCACCAGUGGCUGAAGGGUCGAGUGCAGCCGUCAGCGUGAUUCCGCAGAGCUCCGAGACUAGCCUGCAUUCCCCACCACCGGGCAUGGCCGA